This is a messenger RNA of Aplysia californica (California sea hare), 1254 nucleotides long. RefSeq names its product beta-1,3-galactosyltransferase 5. The coding region runs from base 168 to 1253 and encodes 361 amino acids. Gene Ontology annotation, cellular component: membrane. NCBI's taxonomy places the organism in Eukaryota, Metazoa, Mollusca, Gastropoda, Aplysiida, Aplysiidae. The record is from RefSeq and is a predicted model, not a curated record. The transcript has a single exon. Gene Ontology annotation, molecular function: hexosyltransferase activity.
ACAACAACAACAACAACAAUGACGACGUUGACCACCACAGACCUUACACCAACGUACAAGUAUCGCCGCGGCCGGUACUCGCCCCAGCUCCCCCCUCCUUGGAUCGAAUCGACGAGGACCCGGGUAUCAACGACAGCGGGACUCGAUUCGACAGCGAGGAAGAACUGAUGGAGAGCAACGACGCUCAAAAACGAUACCAAAUCACGGGGCAGAACGGCUUCAUUUCUUGCAUCAUGUCGUGUAACGUGACGGCGACCGACACGGAUGACAGUAGGAAAGCGGCGUGCGUGCACCGCUGCCAGGCGGCGCAGACCGGGUUCGAAACCCACGAUAUCGAUUCUCACCUCCGAACCCCAUCGCCUUUCGAUACCUCCGAACUCCCCGAUACCAGCGGAAUCGACCCGGGCCUGACGUCAUAUCUCAAAAGGAACAUCCAGCGAGAGAUUGACCGACGCAACGCCGUGCUCACUCUUCUCACGUCACCGGUGAUCAACGCGCGUGAGUACACCUACCUCCACAACGUGCCGGACCUGUGCCAGAGGUCUGAGACGAUCAUUCUAUUCGUAAUCCCCUCCGCGCUCACCAAUUUCGGGAAGCGCGCGCGCGUGAGAAGCAAUAACUACGCGCGCUUCGUCAAGGACACCCAGAACAAAGCUAAGAUGGCGUUCUUCGUCGGAAUGGUGCCCGCCUCCUUCAACGACACGUAUCGAUACCAGGUGCAGAAGAGGAUCGAUAUGGAGUUCGCGCAGUUCGGCGAUAUCAUCCAGGCCGACUACGAGGACGAGUAUUCGAACAUGUGGUACAAAACACAGUCGGUGCUAAAGUGGGUCACUUCCUACUGCGGAAGCGUUCAGUACGUCAUCCGCACCGAUGACGACAUACAGAUUCAUACGCACCGCGUGCUGGCCGCACUAUUUUUCGCGGAGGGACACCACGACCACUUUGUGAUGGGCGUGCGGCGGAGGAAUUCCAAACCGCAGCGUAUCGAUACCGGCAAGUGGUACAUCUCUCUGGAGGAGUACCCCGAAGAGUUUUUCCCGCCUUUUGUGAUCGGGGGCCUGGUCGGUCUGCCUGGGAGGACGGCCAAACUGUUGUACGAGGCGUCUAGGAGGGUGUCCAAGAUCUGGUUGGACGAUGUCUACUUCACGGGGAUCCUGACUCACAAGCUCAACUUGCCCGUCUUGUCAGAUCCCGACUUCACCUUUGCGCAUUUUCCGAAGGGGAAUAAGAGGAGGGUUCCCCAGACCUUCUGAC